AAUUCAGCACUAAAACCAGUGUGAGAAGCAGUGUGUAUGUGUGUGUGUGUGUGUGUCUGUGUGUGUGGUGUAAAAUGUGCUUUUCAAAGUGCAGAGAGGUUCAUGGGAAUGUUUGAUUAGCUCCUGCAAGAAGAAGAGAAAAGGUGCUUGGACCUCCUCUUGUUUCUUCUUUGGAAUAAUUUACAUGGAAUUUGUGAUGCAGAAAAGCUUAACGAAGAAAGGAUAUCCAUUCUGUGUGGUGGAAAUUUUUUGAAAAAAAAAAUUGCUUUCUCCAAACAAGGGUGCCAUUCGGAUAUUUAUGGGGAUUGUUGUUCUCACUAUGAAGGCAUCUGUUAUUGAAAUGUUCCUGAUUUUUCUGGUGACUGGAAUACAUUCAAAUAAAGAAAUUACAAAGAAGAUUAAAAGGCCCAAGAUCACUGUGCCUCAGAUCAAUUGUGAUGUCAAAGCUGGAAAGAUCAUCAAUCCUGAGUUCAUGGCAAAAUGUCCAGCAGGAUGCCAAGACCCCAAAUACCACGUGUACGGCACUGAUGUGUAUGCAUCCUACUCCAGCGUGUGUGGCGCUGCGGUCCACAGCGGCGUGCUUGAUAAUUCAGGAGGGAAAAUACUUGUUCGGAAAGUUGCUGGACAGCCUGGUUAUAAAGGGAGUUAUUCCAAUGGUGUCCAGUCGUUAUCUCUACCACGAUGGAGAGAGUCCUUCAUCGUCUCAGAAGGAAAACCCAAAAAGGGUGUAACCUACCCGUCGGCUCUUACAUAUUCAUCUUCCAAAAGCCCCGCUGCCAAAGCAGGUGAGACAACAAAAGCCUAUCAGAAGCCAUCAGUUCCAGGGACAGCCACAAGGCCAGUCACCCUGACGCAGACACCGAUGACCACUGCAGCCAAGGCCAGCCAUACCACCUUGCCAAAGGCAUCCCCGUCUGUAGCUUUUACCACCAGCAGCCCCAGACCACAGCCCACGGGCCAUGAGCCACGGGAGCUGGAUCUCUGGUCCGCAACUACCUACACAAGCAGCCAAAACAGCUCCAGUGCCAACCCAGGUAUCCAGAGGCAGGAUUCCUCAGGAGCUGCUUUCCAGAGACCUGCUGCAAUGGAUGUCAGCCUGGGAUUUGUUCCAAAAGAAGAAUUAAGCACACAGCCUUUGGAGCCAGUAUCCCAGGGAGAUCCAAGCUGCAGAGUUGACUUGUCAUUUGUCAUCGACGGGAGCUCAAGCAUUGGCAAACGUCGAUUCCGAAUCCAGAAGCAGUUCCUGGUUGAUAUUGCCCAAGCUCUUGACAUUGGCCCUGCUGGUCCACUGAUGGGUGUUGUUCAAUAUGGUGACAACCCUGCUACCCAGUUUAACCUCAAGACUCACAUGAAUUCCAGAGAUGUGAAAGCAGCCAUAGAGAAAAUGACCCCGAGAGGAGGGCUUUCUAAUGUAGGCCGGGCCCUCUCCUUUGUGACCAAGAACUUCUUUUCGAAGGCCAGUGGGAACCGAGGUGGUGCUCCCAAUGUGGCCGUGGUAAUGGUGGAUGGCUGGCCCACAGACAAGGUGGAAGAGGCUUCAAGACUUGCAAGAGAGUCAGGAAUCAACAUUUUCCUCAUCACUAUUGAAGGUGCCGUUGAAAAGGAGAAGCAGUAUGUGACAGAGCCCAACUUUGCCAGCAAGGCUGUAUGCAGAACAAGUGGCUUUUACUCCCUCAACGUGCAGAGCUGGUUCAGCCUACACAAGACCCUGCAGCCCCUGGUAAAGCGGGUCUGUGACUCCAACCGCCUGGCCUGCAGCAAGACCUGCUUCAACUCGGCGGACAUCGGCUUCGUCAUCGAUGGCUCCAGCAGUGUGGGCACCAGCAACUUUCGCACACUCCUCCAGUUCGUGGCCAACGUAAGCAAAGAGUUUGAGAUUUCUGACACGGACACGCGAAUCGGGGCUGUGCAGUACACCUACGAGCAGCGGCUGGAGUUUGGGUUUGACCAGUACAGCAGCAAGCCCGACAUCCUGAACGCCAUCAAAAGGGUGGGAUACUGGAGCGGAGGGACCAGCACAGGAGCAGCCAUCAACUAUGCCCUGGAGCAGCUCUUCAAGAAGUCCAAGCCCAACAAGAGGAAGCUAAUGGUCCUCAUUACAGAUGGGAGGUCUUACGAUGACGUCCGAAUACCAGCCAUGGCUGCCCAUCAGAAGGGAGUGAUCACCUAUGCGAUAGGCGUUGCAUGGGCCGCACAGGACGAGCUGGAAGUCAUCGCCACUCACCCUGCCAGGGACCACUCCUUCUUCGUGGACGAGUUCGAUAACCUCUACAAAUCUGUCCCCAGGAUCAUCCAGAACAUUUGUACAGAGUUCAACUCCCAGCCGCGAAACUGAGCCCAGAGCGGACAAAGCAGUAGCAAACACUGCUCUACCAACUGGUUCUUUGGACAACCCCAGCGCUUCACGGGGCAGAUGCAGGACAGCGAGGCAUGGAGGGCUUGGCACACAGACGUGUUCUCGUUCUUCUUUGCCAUCGUUUUUCGUACUUCAAAACUUGGAGUUAGAAAGACGAUCAUAAGUUGGUAGAACGAGCUGAAGUGAUAUAUCAUUUUGAGGGUGUUGGGGAUUUUUUACAUUUUGACAGUUGCUUUAAAAAUAAAUGUUCAGAAUAGAGUGCAGCACUUGUGGCAGGUUUAAGUGGAGCUUUUGUGAGAUUUUUUUCCUUUAUUCUCACUAGAACUCUGUAACCCUCAACAAGUUUCAUUUUGUCAUGGUAUUGUAGGAGUUGCUUAAUUAAAUGUUUACCAGGAUCACGUGCAA
Molecule: messenger RNA, 2761 nt
Organism: Trichechus manatus latirostris (Florida manatee)
Lineage: Eukaryota; Metazoa; Chordata; Mammalia; Sirenia; Trichechidae
Gene: VIT
Product: vitrin
Exons: 15
Coding region: 299-2335 (678 amino acids)
Biological process (GO): extracellular matrix organization; positive regulation of cell-substrate adhesion
Cellular component (GO): interstitial matrix
Source: RefSeq, a predicted model, not a curated record